Messenger RNA from Miscanthus lutarioriparius, 1005 nucleotides. The record is from the annotation of a GenBank genome assembly. Lineage: Eukaryota; Viridiplantae; Streptophyta; Magnoliopsida; Poales; Poaceae.
AUGGGCGACAUCACCGACGCCGCCGCCGACGCUUCGGGCUCGCCGCCGUGGACCAAGGAGACCAACCUCUUCAUGCAAAUCGUCGUCAACCCGGACGGCACGGUCACACGCCCCGAGGCCCCUCUCGUCCCGGCCUCCGAAGUCGCCGCCGCCGGCGUCAUCUCCAGGGACGUGCCCCUCGACGCCUCCGCCGGCACGUACCUCCGCCUCUACCUUCCCUCCCCGUCCCCCGCAGCGCCGGCCGCCACCGCCAGCAAGCUCCCCGUCGUGCUCUACUUCCACGGCGGGGGCUUCGUGAUCCUCUCCCCGGCCACCGUCUUCUACCACGGCCACUGCGAGGCGAUGGCGACCGCGGUGCCCGCCAUCGUGGCGUCCCUCGAGUACCGCCUGGCGCCGGAGCACCGCCUGCCCGCGGCGUACGAGGACGCGGCGGCGGCCGUGGCGUGGCUCCGCGACGGCGCCCCUGGGGACCCCUGGGUGGCCGCGCACGGGGACCUCUCCCGCUGCUUCCUCAUGGGCAGCAGCUCGGGCGGCAACAUGGCGUUCUUCGCGGCGCUCAGGACCGGGGGCCUCGACCUGGGACCCGCCACGGUGCGCGGCGUCCUGCUGCACCAGCCCUACUUCGGCGGCGUCGACCGGACGCCGUCGGAGGCCGGGUCCGUGGACGACGCCAUGCUGCCGCUGGAGGCCAACGACAGGCUCUGGAGCCUCGCGCUGCCCCUGGGCGCCGACCGGGACCACGAGUUCUGCAACCCUGUCAAGGCCAUGGCGCCCGAGGUCCUCGCCGGCCUGCCGCCGCGGUGCCUGGUCACUGGCAACUUGGACGACCCGCUCAUCGACAGGCUGCGGGAGUUCGCUCGGUGGCUGCAGGACCGCGGCAGCGCGGAGGUCGUCGUGAAGGCGGACGUCGCCGGGUUCCACGCGUCGGAGCUGUUCGUGCCGGAGAUCGCCGAGGUGCUGUUCGCCGCGAUGCGCGAGUUCGUGUCCACCGGCGACGACGCUUGA